Molecule: messenger RNA, 917 nt
Organism: Rhagoletis zephyria (snowberry fruit fly)
Lineage: Eukaryota; Metazoa; Arthropoda; Insecta; Diptera; Tephritidae
Source: RefSeq, a predicted model, not a curated record
AUGUACCUGGCGCAGGUGACGGGCGAGGAGGAGAGGUACUUUUCCGCCGUCGAAGCCGACUAUGAGCGCUACAAGAGCUACGAGAAGGAGGAGCACGACUUUGAGGGCUUCCGGCGGAUGUUGGUGGAGUUGAUCUACUUUCUCCAGGACGACGUCCCCGACUCGAGCAACCUCCUCCACUUUCGAAAGGCUCUCACGAAGAUGACCUCAAAGGGCGGCAGCUUUGGCGGCGACUACUCGGGCGUUCCGCGCCUCCGCACCGGAUCACGCCCGCCGCACCGGGCGUACAUCGCCACCGACAUCACGAAGCACAUGGCCCUGGAGGACUGCACCUACGGGGGCAUCUUCGCUCUGGCCUCGACGCUUUUCACCGCCAAUCGCUACCAGUCGAAGCCGGAGCCGCUGACGUUGCUAGGGCUGGGCCGGGCGCUGGUGGACACCUGUCACCGGGCGGCCAGCGGAACGUCGACCGGCCUUCCGCCGGAGACGUUCUACUUUGAUGUGCCCGGAGUUGUGGUGGUGAAGAAUGAAAAUGAGGGCGGCGGCAAUGGUGGUGCUGGAGGCAAUUCGAUCAUCGGCACCGGAGGCUACGCCCUGACGCCCUACCUCGCGCAGACCUACUAUCUGCUGCAUCGCGUCACCGGAGAUGAGGCCUACCGGCGGAUGGCCUGGGAGCUGGUGGUGGCCAUUGAGAAGUUCUGCAAGGUGGUGGGCACUGAAGAUGGUGGUGAUGAAAAAGGUGUUGGCUAUUCCAGUGUAAAGUCUGUCAACAUUGACGAGCAAAGUGGUGGUGAACCGCCGGAGCACCUGGACGUCAUGCCGCCCGCCUUCCUCGGCGCCACGCUCAAGUACCUGUACCUGAUUUUCGCCGAUGAUGCUGCUGGUGAUGAGAAGAACUUCCGCUUCCCCGUCGACCA